Messenger RNA from Dipodomys spectabilis (banner-tailed kangaroo rat), 813 nucleotides. RefSeq names its product basic proline-rich protein-like. Lineage: Eukaryota; Metazoa; Chordata; Mammalia; Rodentia; Heteromyidae. The coding region runs from base 1 to 813 and encodes 270 amino acids. The record is from RefSeq and is a predicted model, not a curated record. The transcript has a single exon.
AUGACCAGGAGUGUCGCGGUUAAUUUCGAGGCCCGCCUCAAGGUGGAAAAUGGCAAGGCUUUCCCAGGCCACCCCCAGACAAGCUGGGUUCCGCUGCAGGCCCUGGCAGCGCGAGGUCCUUUCCAGGCCCACCUCCUACCACCCAAAGAGCGGCUCGGAGGCCGCCUACAGGUGCCGGCCCGGCACUGCGACCCGGGCGCAGGGGCGGCGUCUCAGCCCACCAGCAUCUCCCUCGUCUCCCGCGCCCGGAGCGCAACCCUGGCGCGCCCGCCGCCCGCUGCUCCCGGCGCGGUUUGGAAAGGAAGCUGGGAGCCCGGGGAGGCUCCACACACACUUCAAUUUGGGAGGAGGAGGUGGCGGGCGGCCGAGGCUUUCCCUCGAAGCUGCGGCAAGCCUGGCUCCGGGAAAAGUUUUUUCCAAAGUUCCCAGCAGCGUCUGCCCAGGUCGCCUCCGCCGGGCGAGCCGACGCCGACGGCGCGAACGCCAGCCCCGCCGCCGCCGCCGCCGCCUCUGCCGCCGCCAGCGCCGCGCUCUGGGGCGGCUCGCGCGCUCCCCAGCUCCCGGGCCGUGCUCCCGGCGGGCAGGCCGGCCCUCCUCCGGGGGCGAAAGCCGCAGCUGACGCAGGCAGCUCGGAAGGCGGAAGCCGCCCCGCUCCGACCGCUCCGCCAGCGCCCUGGCGCCUACUGCACCCAGGGCCCCGCACUAGCGGGGCAAAGGCGCCCGAGGGGGCGGACACCACCCGAGGCACCCCGGGCGUCCCCGAGCCGCAGCCCCUUCCAAAUCCCUCCCUGCGCGCUCUUCUUUUCUGCCUAG